Messenger RNA from Cimex lectularius (bed bug), 2019 nucleotides. It is a transcript of the gene Josd, whose product is annotated as josephin-like protein. The transcript has 4 exons. Lineage: Eukaryota; Metazoa; Arthropoda; Insecta; Hemiptera; Cimicidae. The record is from RefSeq and is a predicted model, not a curated record. The coding region runs from base 408 to 980 and encodes 190 amino acids. Gene Ontology annotation, molecular function: cysteine-type deubiquitinase activity. Gene Ontology annotation, biological process: protein deubiquitination.
CAGAUGAACAUUGUACGUCUUUGUGUUUUAUUCUAGUUAGCCGACGACAACUUAGGUUGGCUGUUCACUGUCGAUAGAAAGUUUGAAACGGUUGGUUGGGAGAUAGCCGAUGUCCGAUAGGCAACACUGUCCGUUAUCGUUGCAGAGUCCUCUGAAAGACUAGGUUAUGUUUUGAUUAUCCAGUUCACGUCCGUUAUAAACUCUGCCAAACUUGUGUCACGUCUCCUCCGGAGAUUCUAUUUUUCCAAUCGGCUUUUUCUCUAUAUUUAAAUUGCCGUGUCGACGUCGGCGUUGCCGUUUUCCCGUCCCGAGGUCGAAACAUGCAAGCGAGCAUCGCUGGCCGAUGAGUUGGAAGAGGCACUCCGUUUGCCGUUGCACCGUCCCGUGAUGCUGCCGAAUUCGCUGCUAUGAAUGCGACUCAAAAUGGCAUUUACCACGAGAAACAGGUUAAAGAAUUGUGCGCCCUCCAUGCACUCAACAACUUGUUCCAGUCGAGAGACGCAUUCAGCAAGGCAGACUUGGAUGAAAUAUGCCAGUCACUCUCGCCGCACGUCUGGAUAAAUCCGCACAAGUCCCUACUCGGCCUGGGAAAUUAUGAUGUCAAUGUAAUUAUGGCAGCUCUACAGCGCAAGGGCUGCGAAGCCAUUUGGUUUGACAAAAGAAAAUCCCCCGAGAGCCUUCAACUCUCACAGAUUUGUGGCUUCAUCUUAAACGUCCCAAGCGACUACAGGCUUGGCUUUGUCUUACUACCUUUAAAAAAACGCCACUGGAUUGCCAUCAGAAGAAUCUCAGGCGUGUAUUACAACCUCGAUUCCAAACUUGACGCUCCUCAUAUGAUUGGACAGGAAAAGGAUCUCAUGGACUACCUCCAGGAUCAGCUGGACUGCAAAGAGAAAGAACUCUUCGUCAUCGUUACACAUGAGGUGGAGAAAGGCCACCAGUGGGAGCAGGAUGCUGCCAAAACAGCCAUUAAAAGAUAGUCAACAAAGCAAUACAGAUUAAUAUUUAAUUUAAAUUAGUUGUUAAGAACAGUGGGACCUGAAUAUGUUGAGUAUUGUAUAUUCUAUAAUAUAACGUUGACCCUUUGUAUAUUCCUGUUUGAAAGCUGUGUUCAUAAAUGUUGGAUAAUCGAUUAUAAGUGAGCAAAAACGCUUUUUGUAUGUCAGGUGAAUGCGAAUUCUAGUUCAGUAAGACAGAUUACAAAUAACCUCUGUAUAACAUGGUCACUAUGAUUUUGUUUUGUAAAUAAACAGAAUGGAUUAAUUACUUACUAUUAUAUUUUGUAACUAAGAGUAGUGUAAAUAUCUUUCAUUAAAAAAAUUCAAAUAUAGUAGAUAAAAUGUUUUUUGUUUCAUCACCGCAUUCAUAUUGACAAGAAAUCUAAAAUAGAUUUUAUGUAUUAUACUGAAAAAUUUAUUUUAUAGGUUUAUUUUUUGAGAUUGAUUUUCCUCAUCAUUUUUAAGUCCAAAUGCAGGUGUCACAUAUUGUCAACAUGUAAAAUUCACAAAUAUAUUUGUUGUAAUGAAAAGUCGUCGUAAAAUUCAUAAAUACAACACAAUAUAUAUGAAUAUAAGAUAAUCAACAUUUAAAUAUUAUAUAGAAAUAUAUUAUUUAUUUUAUUUUUAUAUUAUUAUUUUAUUUAAAAAGAUUGUUAUAAUACAACACUAACAUGGAAAUGUCACAUUGAUCAUGAUUGUCACAAAAAACGAGUUAUAGCGAGAAUAGUUAUUAGAUGCAGAAUCCAUGCUUGUUACGGGGGUUAUUUGUAUGUCUUUUCAAUAUUAAAAGAAUAAGUUGAAAAUAUUGUGAAAAAAAUUGGCCUGCGCAUUUUUUUACUUUUUACAAAAAUAAAAAGGCCUUGAGUAGUUUCAACUAGCCUAUAUGUUUUUGUUAAAUAUUUAUAGAAACCUCGCCCUUCAAAAGACUAUUGUAUCGACCAAAAUACAAACUUUUUAUAUUCCUUCUUGAAACUGCAAAAUGUCAAAGAGCUUCCCUUGUAUAUAAAACAAUGAAAAACAA